Messenger RNA from Caenorhabditis elegans, 1116 nucleotides. RefSeq names its product Nuclear hormone receptor family member nhr-42 (gene nhr-42). Gene Ontology annotation, biological process: regulation of DNA-templated transcription. The transcript has 7 exons. Gene Ontology annotation, cellular component: nucleus. Gene Ontology annotation, molecular function: sequence-specific DNA binding; DNA-binding transcription factor activity; zinc ion binding. Lineage: Eukaryota; Metazoa; Nematoda; Chromadorea; Rhabditida; Rhabditidae. The coding region runs from base 1 to 1071 and encodes 356 amino acids. The record is from RefSeq and is marked reviewed.
AUGACCAGACAAACUACGUCGCAAACUUGCUUGAUCUGUGGAGAUUCUGCUGAUUCUCUCCAUUUUGGGGCAUUGUCAUGCAGAGCAUGUGCCGCGUUUUUCCGUAGGAAGGUGGCCGGUCGCCGAAAUAUUUUUCGACGUUGUGAUCGUCAAUGCAAAGUUGACACCGGGAUGAGGAAACUGUGUGCCAGCUGUCGAUAUGACAAGUGCUUAAAAGUUGGAAUGAGAGAAUCAGCGGUACUUUCAAGACUUGCAAAGAAGAAUCAGAAUUAUAAGAAAUCAAUUGUUGGGUCGCCGGAUGCAUAUGAGCCAUCUACCUCAACGUCUGACAGUGUUUUGGAGAAUCUUCAAAGUGCUUAUCACAAACUUGAAGAAACGAGAAAACGAGUUUUUAACAUUUCUGAAACACACGUCUCCCAAUGUUGCAAUUACAAGCGAAUGAAUGACGUGUUCUUUGAAGACAUAAAAUUAGUAAUGGAGCAUUUGUUGGAGACAUUCAAAAAAUCAGAUAUUUCACAGGAACAGGAAAAGCUCCUUUGCGUACACUUCAUGGUUCCAUUCAUUCUCUUUGAAGGUGGUUACAAAUCCACAAACAGUGACUUAUUCUACCUGCCAAGUGGAGAUUUCAUUGAUGAGAACAGAAUCGAAGAGUACUACAGUAAUCCGGAUGACCAAAAUGAUAAUAGCGCAAAAUCUGCUGCGGAAGUUUUUCGACCCUACUGGAAGUUAAACAAGCAAACGCUCAAGACCCAUUUAGAUGAUGUUCAGCUGGAUCUUCCCGAAUUUUUGUUCAUCACUGCGUUAAUAUAUUUCGAUGAUGGACUCCUAGACCAAAACGAAGAAUGUAUUGAAGUUUGCAAACAGAUGAAAGCAAAAAUAAUCGAAGAACUGACUGAUUACGAGAAAAACGUUCGGAUCAACGAAGAUCAUUCGUAUCGAGUUGGUCAGAUUAUAAUGGUUCUACACGGUAUUCAACGUACCAUGAACAUGAUUCACGAGACAAAGGAGAUUUCAUUGGUGUAUAAUGUUUAUGAUAUGCAUUCCAGUAUUUUUGGAAAUAUGGCAGAAUAGAUCUAGUGUAUAAACUUUUGAUGAUUAAUGAACUUUUCAAGAAAU